Messenger RNA from Toxotes jaculatrix (banded archerfish), 5462 nucleotides. Its product is annotated as zinc finger FYVE domain-containing protein 1-like. NCBI's taxonomy places the organism in Eukaryota, Metazoa, Chordata, Actinopteri, Toxotidae. The transcript is spliced from 11 exons. Gene Ontology annotation, molecular function: zinc ion binding. The record is from RefSeq and is a predicted model, not a curated record. Bases 941 to 3304 code for a protein of 787 amino acids.
GCUAGGGAGGGGGCUGAAGAACAAAACAAUGACACUGCUCGGAGGGAUUCAAAUACAGUAACACUUUUAAAAGACUUUUUAAAAGCCGAAUCGCUCGGAUUCACCUCCCGUUUUAAAGCAAAAGAGUCUGCGGACAUCCGAGCUUUUGACAUCGACUGGCUGUUGUUUUUGUUGAUAUGUUGUUGCAGCUCAGUUGACAGACCGGAGGCUAGCUGCUUGUUUGGACGGCUAUGGACUGUUAGGGCUUGCUUGCUUUCUAAUUACAGCUUUUCUUUGGAAACAGUUGAAACUGUCCGUGGAAACUAGCUAGCUGAAAGCUAAGUAUUCCUGUUUGGUUGCCAAAUUGUUCACCGAGUUUGCUGGCUGAGCUGUUGAGGGUCAGUUUGCUAGCUAGCCUGUUGUUAGCAACAACAUUUGCACAUUCAUCUCUUCAGGGAGAGUUCAUUGUCCUGGUCGGUACAAGCUAUCUGUACAGGUUUCUGUAUUAUUUUAUAGUUUUAAUCACUAACACUAGAUUACAUUUUUAUGUAAUGCUGCACCUAAUUGCUAACCUUAAUGCACGAACAAGCUAACUGUUAGUGGUUAAAAAAGAUAGCAGUUGUAACUCAAGGAGACGGCUGUUCAUAUUUCAUUAGCUCACUGUUAGCUGCACUAAAUGACAUUAUUGAAACUGUUGAAAGUGUUUCAGAUUCAUGAAUGCGAAAACUAACUUUUUGAAUUGUACAUAUUAUUGUUGAGACCGUCUUGUUACAGUUAGUAGAUCACCCUGCGUGUUAACAUGCAGCUGUUUUAAGUUUAUUUAGUCAGUAGUCAUUUCAGUUUACCAGUAUUACCAUAGGUUGUGCAUUUGUUGUUAACUGCUAUUGGAAAUAGUUGGUGCUGUUGUCAGAGCUGUUCCAAUAAGCAUUGCUCUGUAUUCAAGUUUACCUUGUAGGAAACGAUGAGUGGGCAUGGCUCAUCUUCAGAAAAGGGAGUUAAUACUAGUCUAAUAUGUCAAGAAAAUUAUGCCUGUGGCGGCUCUGAGGAGGCUGCCUUUGAGUGUGAUGAAUGCAAAAGCCUGCAGUGUGUUCGUUGUGAGAUUGAGCUCCACAGUCAGGAGAGACUGAAGAACCAUGAGCGGGUUCAAAUAGGUCCUGGGCAUGUCCCUUACUGUGACAACUGUAAAGGAGGUAAUGGAGACAAUGGCAAACGCCAUAGGUCUGUGGUCCGCUGCCAGAACUGCAAAGUUAACUUGUGCCAAGACUGUCAGAAACGCACCCACAGUGGAGGCAACAAGAAGAAACACCAGCUCACAUCUUAUCCUCCACCACCUAAACCUGCAGAGGUCAACUCUGUCCAAACAUCUGUUCAGCCCCCUGUUCAAAGAGCCGAUGAGAUCAAAUCUCAGAGAGCAAAACUCCUGGAGAAGGUUUUCAGUUUUCUCUUGGUUGAUGAGAAUGAGGAAAUGCAGAUAAAAGAUGAGGAUUUGUUUAUAAAGAGCCUGGGCUGUGACCCCGGCCAGCUGCUGAAGGUGGUGUCCAUCUUCGGUAACACAGGAGAGGGCAAAUCUCACACCCUGAACCACACAUUCUUCAUGGGGAGAGAAGUAUUCAAGACCUCUCCCACACAAGAGUCGUGUACGGUGGGUGUGUGGGCGGCAUUUGAUCCCAUCCACAAAGUAGUGGUCAUUGAUACAGAGGGGCUGCUUGGGAACAGUUCCAAACAGGGCCAGAGAACCCGUCUCUUGCUCAAGGUGCUCGCCAUCUCAGACCUCAUCAUUUACCGCACCCACGCUGACCGUCUGCACGAUGACCUCUUCAAGUUUCUCGGGGACGCCUCGGAUGCCUACUUGAAGCAUUUCACCAAGGAACUGAAAGCCACGACGGCCCGCUGCGGCCUGGACGUCCCACUGUCCACCCUGGGCCCUGCGGUGGUCAUCUUCCAUGAAACAGUUCACACUAAGUUGCUUGGCUCAGAUAAGUCAUCUGAGUCAGUAGAUCGGCUGCUCUUGGAGCGCUUCAGGAAGCUUUCCCGUUUUCCAGAGGCCUUCAGUUCUGUCCAGUACUGGGGCACCCAGACUCUCACCCCACCUACUGACUUCCGUGGCCUGCAGAAUAAACUGGAGCAGCUCCUGGAUAACAACGCCACCCGUUCCCCACGCACUCCUGUAGUCAUCUUCAAAGCCCUACAGGCACUGAGUGAGCGCUUCAAUGGGGAAAUUGCAGGCGAGCUGGUCGCCCACAGCUGCUUCUUUCCUGAUGAGUACUUCACCUGCUCCAGCCUGUGCCUCAGUUGUGGGUCUGGCUGCAAGAACAGCAUGAACCACUUAGGAGAGGGAGUGUGCCAUGAGGCGAAGCACCGCUGUCGUUAUUCUGCUCAGUAUGAUAAUCGUAUUUACACCUGUAAGGCUUGCUAUGAAGGAGGAAGGGAAGUGAUAGUUGUCCCUAAGACCUCAGCUUCCUCAGACUCUCCAUGGCUGGGCCUUGCCAAAUACGCUUGGUCUGGGUAUGUUAUUGAAUGUCCCAAAUGUGGAGUGAUCUAUCGGAGCCGUCAGUACUGGUAUGGAAACCAGGACCCUGUGGAUACAGUUGUCCGCACUGAGAUCCAGCAUGUAUGGCCAGGGUCAGAUGGCUUUUUAAAGGACAAUAGCAAUGCAGCACAGCGUCUUCUGGAUGGAGUCAACCUAGUGGCCCAGUCUGUGUCAGAGCUCAGUGUCAAACCUGCCAAGGCCGUCACCUCUUGGCUGACAGAUCAGAUCGCCCCAGCCUACUGGAAACCCAACUCCCUCAUCUUAGUGUGCCAUAAGUGUCACACAGUCUUCCAGGACAACGACACCAAGCAUCACUGCCGUGCCUGUGGGGAGGGUUUCUGCGAUGGCUGCUCUUCCAAAGCUGCACCCGUCCCUGAGAGAGGCUGGGGUCUUGCCCCUGUCAGAGUCUGUGACGUCUGCUUCGAACAGAGAUCUUCAUAUGCAGCAGAGCUGCUUGAAGCAGAGCUCGAGGAGGAAGAAGGUGGAAACCUGGCCAGGAAGGUUGGGGAGGCAGUCACCAACACCAUAGGGGUUGUGGUGACUGCUAUUGACAUCCCACUUGGCCUAGUGAAAGACGCGGCCCGUCCUGCCUACUGGGUGCCUGAUCAAAACAUCCUGUCCUGCCACAACUGCCAGCGCGAGUUCACUGCCAAACUGUCCAAGCAUCACUGCCGCGCCUGUGGCCAAGGAGUGUGUGACGACUGCUCCCCAGAGCGUCGGCCGGUUCCGUCCCGGGGCUGGGACCACCCCGUGCGCGUGUGCACCAGCUGCAACCAGAAACCUGGAGAACUUUAACAGGGUCGGCCUUCCUUCCUCAGAGCACCAGAGAGAACCACUCACUCACUCAGCUCGCAGUCUGUCACUGCUUUACCUCUGUUACUCCAAUGGUUCUGUCUUGUAUCUGUGGCAAGGAAGUUUUUAGGCAUAUAAAUAGGACAUUUAGCAGAUUUGGGAUUUCAGAGUUCCUGUGGCCUUUGUAGAACAGCUAGAACAUGUAAGUUACUUGACCGAGUGCGAAACCCGCAUUUCCACUCUGAUUAUUCACAGAGUGAAUAUUUUGAUUCUUCUUGACACAAAUCCCUAAUUUUACGUUAAAUAAGGCUGUUCAGCUAUUUUUGUACUAUCAGAAAAUAUAUUAAAAAAAAGUAUCAUUUAAAGAAUAUUAGAUAGUUGAACACCCCAUGGGGUUGGUGUGAUUAGUUUCCAGCAAUUCUUAUUAUCGAGCAUUGUUUCUCUAAUGUAGUACGUAUAAUGGCAAGGAGAUAUUUUAUAUCCGUGCAGGUGUAUCUGCAGGCUCCACUGCAUGCUGUAUUGCAACAUUUUAGUUUUUGCACUAAGCCUUUUUUCAGCUGUUAUAGGCUGUUGCUUACCAUGGCCAAAACCCAGAUAUCCAGAUGAUCAAGUAGUCUGUCCCAAACUGAGCUGAAAUCUAAGGUCUAGAGUGUGGAUAUCUGGUGUGCCAAAAAUCAUUCAGGUCACUGUGUCUGUGCUGGUAUGAUGUUUAUAUUUUAUCAUGUAAUUUGUGGUUGUAUGAAGACAUAGAAUUAUGUUAGAGGAGUGUACAUUUGAAAUGUUGAAAAUUAUUUAUGUAUUGAAGAAAAAAAAAUACUUAUGAGCACUCUGGCUUGCAUGACAGUCUGAGAGAUCCAUGGCCUUUUACUUGUUCAGAGUCUCUGAAUAAACCUCACGAUUUAUUUUACUGAGCGGCAUUUUACCGUAUACGUGUUAUGAAAUGUAGGUAUUUCAUGUUCAAUGUUCAAUUUGUUUUCUUGACACCUUGAUUUAAUUUUUUUUUUUAUAUUUAUAGUUGAUGUUUGCUUGCUUGUUUUGCAAAACUGAAUAAUAUCCAAAUUUGUCUUCGAACCAGUUUUACAUAUGACACUCAAGCCUCCAGGUGUCCAUAGACAGUCUGACAGUAUAAGGACUCCUUGUUCAGCUCAUCGCAGCUAGUAUUUCCAUUAUUUUACAUCCGUUAUUGAAAGAUAUUGUAUAAUUUUUUUUCUGUUUUUUUGUUUGACAUUAGUUACUGUAUGGAUAUUUAUAUACUUUGUAGUGACCGUAUUUGAACCACACCUUCUCCCCAUUGUUUUUCUUUUUUUGUCUUUCAGCAUUACAACAGUAAAACAGAUGCUCAAAUGUGGCAGUGAUGAAAUACUGAACCAUAUUUAGUGACUGAGAGCUUUAACUUGUCUUGCAUCAUUACUACUUUUGUGUUAUUGAGUAAUGAGACUGUUACAUGUGGAUAUCAUACAAAGCACAAGGUGAUGCCUUUAACAUGUUAUGCUUGUAUUUUAAUGUUGAAAAAAGGGGUCUUUGUCGAUUGUAAGCAUUGUAGAUAAAGUUAAUUCUCCCUUUGCUCCUUAAGUGGAACUUUUUGGUUCUGAUGUCUGAUGUUGUGUCUGCCUUGUCUCAAAAUAGAUUUAUCUGUCUGAAUGUUGCAUCACACACACCCUCCUCUGAGGUGCUAAUAUUGCACAGGACAGAAUAGGAAAUACAUCACGUCAGAUCACUUGUGCUGGACUUCAUUCCCAUACAAAUUUGUGUACUCUGUUGCUUCAGAUAUCAUUUGUGGUUUCCAGUUGGUUAUUUUUUUUUUUAAUUAGGUAGGGUUCUACUACGAGCUCUCCUCACCUACACACUACAAAUCAAGCAGGAAUGAUUGAUGCAUUUUAAACUGUUGGAAACAGUGAUGUGUGGAUACUUGCAAAAAUUGGUGGAAGAUUUGCAUACGAUUAAAGUUGUAUCAGCUUCCGUCUGUCAGAACGUAAUCUGGAAUUGCCUCCAUGUCUUUAGUGUGUGAAUUUGUGUGUUUUAAAUCUCCCAGUGUCAUACCACUCACUGUACUGUAUGUGGGAGGAAUAGAUCGUGUGCACGCCUGUGUAUUAUGAGCCUUGCUUCUACUCCUCUCCAACAAUUCAGCUUCAUAUAAAGUGAGGGAAAAUUAUUUGCCUGG